AUGAGUCUCUGCGUUGACCAGGUGCUGCAUUAUCAUUUGCGCUUCUAUCAGCUGCUCGGCUUGCACGGUCUGCCGUUGUCGGGUGACGUGUAUCUAGAACGAAACUCGAGGGUAUUGCGUCUCUGGGGUGGCUGCCUGCUGAUAAGCUUCAGUGGAGUUGCACUCCUGUGUCUGAUCAGUGACGAUGCGUACCUUUACCCGGACGAUGGCUUUGGAUAUUUCAAUGAUGCCAUGAAGUAUGGAUUUGCUGAACUGGCAGUGCUGAGCAUCUAUGUGGAGACGAUGUGGCAACGUUCCCACCAGGCACGCUUCUGGAAACUGUACGCAGAACUUGCCACAACGACAACGCCAACGCCAACGCCUCCAUUGGGCAAUGUAGGAAUACUGAUGAAACGGCAUCGUCGGUACCUUAUCGCCUUCUAUGGAACUUUGCUGACGGAGAUGGUGCUGCUGGGCAUGUUUGUCUGCCUGCAGGAUAUCACUCGUAAUCUUCUACUGUUUUGGACCACUUUUCAGCCGUUUGUGUUUGUGGUGCACUUGCGAAACACACAGUUUGUGCUGCACCUGGAGGUGGUCCGCCAGCAAAUCCGCCAGUUGGAUUCGGAGCUGGCGCUGUUGGUCGAGUACUCAGGCUUUGCCAGCGGUGCGGCCAGUUUUCCCGGUUUCGAAGAUUAUCUAAGGAGACAACUGCGUGAGAAGCAGCUAAUCUAUGAGCGCAUCUACGAGCUGUGCUUCAGCUUCAGGAGGUCUUUUAGCUACUCCAUGCUCACCGUUCUGCUUAUGAUCUAUAUACGCAUCGCAGUCGAUUGCUAUUUUAUGUUAUACACGGUCCACAAUAAUAUUAACAAUAUUGACUACUUUCUAAUACUGCCAGCGGUCCUGCACGUAGUUGUCCUCAUCUACGCAUCCCAGAGUUGCAUGCAGAUGGUGCCUCGGAUUGCCUAUCAGCUACACAAUAUCGUGGCCAACUCUCCAGCCCUGUCCCUUCAGAUUCAAAACUUUUCACUACAGAUGCUACAUGAACCGGUGCGUAUUGAUUGCCUUGGCAUAAUCAUCUUAGACAGUCAUCUGUUAACACGGACUGCGUGCGCCGUUAGCACAUACAUGAUUUAUACCACACAACUUAUGCCCAAGUUGAGUGGUCCCUCUGAAUAACAUAAUUCAAUUCAAUUCGAUUCGAUUCGAUUGAGAAGGAGAAGCGCAAGCGACAUUGAUCAAUGUGGUAUAUUAUA
Molecule: messenger RNA, 1232 nt
Organism: Drosophila grimshawi
Lineage: Eukaryota; Metazoa; Arthropoda; Insecta; Diptera; Drosophilidae
Gene: Gr8a
Product: gustatory receptor 8a
Exons: 4
Coding region: 1-1155 (384 amino acids)
Biological process (GO): sensory perception of taste
Cellular component (GO): membrane
Source: RefSeq, a predicted model, not a curated record